AUGGUCAACCUCAAGAACAUCGCCCUGGCAGUGACCCUCUUUCUGGGAUGCGGUCUUGCUGUUCCUGCCCCAGCUGCCCCAGCUGCUGAACCUGGGGAUAUUAUCCCAGGCAGUUACAUUAUCACCCUCAAGCCCGAGAUUGAUGCCGUUAUGGCCAAGACUCAUCUGAAGUGGGUCGACGGCGUGCACAAGCGAAGCUUGACAAAACGUGAAGAGCUUGGUGUUGAAAAGACUUAUGAUAGCAAGUCUGGCUUUCAAGGUUACGCGGGAACGUUUGAUAGUACAACGAUCAAGUUGAUCAAGCAGAGUCCCGAGGUUCUCGCAAUUGAACCGAACCGCGUUUGGAAGAUCUCUCGCGUCAACAAAGAUCACAAUCUCCAAAAGAGAGCUGAAGUCACACAGAAAAAGUCCACUUGGAACCUUGGCACCAUCUCACACCGUAAGAAGGGCUUCAAGGAGUACAUCUAUGACAACUAUGCUGGCACGGACAUGUACGCCUACGUCAUUGACGGUGGAGUUCGUGUCUCUCACAAUGAAUUCGGUGGACGGGCCAAAGCCGCUUGGACCAACUGGAAGGGUGACAACAAGGAUACGGAUGGUCACGGUACCCAUGUCGCUGGAGUCAUUGCCGGGAAGACAUACGGCGUCGCUAAGAAGGCAAACAUCCUUGCUCUCAAGGUCUUCAAGGGCGAAGAGAGUGAUACUUCCAUUGUCCUUGACGCGUUUAAUUGGGCGGUCAACGAUAUCAUCAAGAGGGAUCGCACAUGGAGGGCUGUUAUCAACAUGUCUCUUGGAGGUGAAAAGUCUGUUGCGUUCAACAGGGCUGUUGAUAAUGCAUCCAAGAAGGGUGUCGUUACUGUCGUCGCUUCUGGAAAUGAUGCAAUCGACGCGGCCAAGGAAUCGCCAGGCUCUGCAGCUACAACCAUUACAGUCGGUGCUAUUGACGAGAACUGGGCUGUCGCCGACUUUUCCAACUAUGGAAAGACGGUUGACAUCAUGGCCCCAGGCGUGGGUAUUCUCUCUUCUGGCUGGAAGUCUGACACGCAUACCUUCACAGAGGAUGGAACGUCAAUGGCGGCUCCUCAUGUUGCUGGUUUGGUUCUUAAAGAAGUGUGGCUUAGGGUGUUCUUAUGCGUUUACUAG
Molecule: messenger RNA, 1143 nt
Organism: Fusarium graminearum PH-1
Lineage: Eukaryota; Fungi; Ascomycota; Sordariomycetes; Hypocreales; Nectriaceae
Product: oryzin precursor
Exons: 3
Coding region: 1-1143 (380 amino acids)
Biological process (GO): proteolysis
Molecular function (GO): serine-type endopeptidase activity
Source: RefSeq, a predicted model, not a curated record